Molecule: messenger RNA, 543 nt
Organism: Trichoderma breve
Lineage: Eukaryota; Fungi; Ascomycota; Sordariomycetes; Hypocreales; Hypocreaceae
Exons: 2
Coding region: 1-543 (180 amino acids)
Source: RefSeq, a predicted model, not a curated record
AUGCGACGCGUUUGGACGGCCGCCGCUCAGCCCUUGGCAUCGACUCGACGGCGCAUAUCGACCUCGCCGGUCAGCCUAGGGCUGGCCAAGAACCAAGUCUUUGAUCCUAUCCGCUCUCCAAGCUCCUUCAACUCCAUCCUCUCCCUCUCCACCUCCCUCCAAGCUCCUCUCCUCACCCUCUGGACAACCUCCUGGUGUCCCUCCUGCCGAUCCAUCGAGCCUCUUCUCCGCAGCCUCGUCACCUCCGGCGUCGGCGAGUCCCACGGCGGCGUGCUCUUCGCCCCCGUCCAGUUCGAUGCGCCCGAGAUGAUGUCGGCCUCCGUCCCGGGCCCGCCGCUGGCUUCGCUGUACGCAAUCACCUCGGUGCCGACGCUGCUGAGCUUCGCGGCCGGCGAGGCGCGCGUCAGCACUAGGGUUAUGGAUGCGAGGAAGCUGGCGGACAGGCAGUUUCUCAUCGAUUGGAUAUGCAACGAGGCGAGGCGCGAAGGGGACGCGGCUGGUGGAGGAUCUGCUUCAUUCGGCGGUUUGUUCAACAGCCGGUGA